UUGUAUAAUAUUAUUAUUUAGAUGGAUUCUUGCAAUAAUAAUUUCCAUAAUCAUAUUGCACUUCCACAAUUAACUAUUCCAACCAAACAUGAUGCCUAUGACUUUCCCUCUAAAGGAAGCUAGGCCAUGGUUUCCCAUCUGUGGCUCCUCCCAUGGAGGUGUCAGCACAGCUCCAGUAUAAAACAAAUAAUGAAUAUUUUCUGGGGUGUGAAAACUCAAACCAAUGCCAUCCGAUGGUUCACUCUGACAGUACGUGCAGCUGCAUGGAUACUAGCGUCAAUUCUUGGCCUGUCUAACUCUCCUCUGAUUGGCUGAAGCCAUGCAACAAGAGCGCCCACGCUAUGUGAUCAACAGGCCAGCCUACUCCCUCCCAGACUUUGAUGGGGAGUUUGACAAGAAGAAACGGGCCUUCCCCAUAGGAGAGAAAGUGAAGAAAUGCUUCAGGUGCUCUGGGUCUCGACUCAAGUCCCUGCUGUUCAGACACCUGCCUAUCCUGAGCUGGCUGCCCAAGUACAAGGUGAAGGAGAACCUGCUGUGUGAUGUCAUUAGCGGGGUCAGCGCAGGCACCAUUCAGGUUCCUCAGGGCAUGGCGUUUGCUCUGCUGGCUAACCUGCCGCCUGUCAAUGGCCUCUACUCCUCCUUCUUUCCUCUCAUCCCCUACUUCUUCAUGGGCACUGCUCACCAAAUGGUCCCAGGUACUUUUGCUGUGCUCAGUAUCAUGGUGGGAAUGGUGUGUCUGAGUCUGGCCCCUGAGUCUGACUUCAGCCACUUCAAUGCCACCCUCAAUGCUACACUAGUGGAUGAGGACAGGAUGAACGAGGUUCGACUGGGCAUCUCUGGAACACUGGCCUGUCUCACUGCCAUCAUCCAGAUGGGCCUGGGCCUAAUGCAGUUUGGCUUCGUGGCCAUCUACUUGUCUGAGUCGUUCGUCAGGGGCUUCAUGACGGCUGCAGGACUGCAGAUCCUCAUCUCUGUACUGAAGUACAUCUUUGGUAUUAAAGUACCUCCCUACAGUGGACCACUUGCCACCAUAUAUACUCUAAAAGAUAUUUUUUAUGGCCUGCCUGACACCAACAUAGCCUCGCUGGUCUUUGCUCUGGUCAGUAGUGUGGUACUCAUAACAGUGAAGGAGCUGAGUGCACACUACCGUCACAAACUGCCUUUCCCCAUCCCCAUGGAGAUCAUUGUUGUGGUAGUGGCCACAGCCAUAUCAGGUCCCCUGGACCUGCCUGAGAAGUAUCACAUGGACAUAGUGGGAGAAAUUCCCCUAGGAUUUCCUGCUCCGAUCCUCCCAACAGUGAUUCAGUGGGAUGACAUGCUGAGCACAGCCUUCUCCCUGGCUAUCGUGGGCUAUGUGAUCAACCUGGCUAUGGGCAGGACACUGGCAGCAAAGCAUGGCUACGAUGUGGAUCCCAAUCAGGAGAUGUUGGCUCUGGGCUGCAGUAACUUCUUGGGGUCUUUCUUCAAGAUCCAUGUGAUCUGCUGUGCUCUGUCUGUCACCUUGGCGGUAGACAAUGCUGGGGGAACAUCACAGUUUGCCAGUCUGUGUGUGAUGCUGGUGGUCAUGGUCACCAUGUUGGCCUUGGGGGCUUUCCUCAACCCACUACCAAAGUCUGUGCUGGGAGCCCUGAUAGCUAUCAACCUGAAGAACACUCUGCUGCAACUCUCUGACCCAUAUUACAUCUGGAAGAAGAGCAAACUGGACUGUUGUGUGUGGGUUGUGUCAUUUUUAGCCACCUUCUUCCUGAGUUUGCCUUAUGGAGUUGCCAUUGGAGUCAGCUUCUCCGUCCUCGUGGUUAUUUUCCAGACCCAGUUUCGAAAUGGUUCAGAGAUGGCUCAGAUCAUGGACACAGAUCUCUACAAAAAUCCCAAGAUUUACAGCAAGGUGAAAUGUGUAGAGGGGGUGAAAAUAGUGAACUACUGCUCCCCUCUCUAUUUUGCCAAUGCAGAGAUAUUCAGACAAAAAGUCAUCAAAAAGACUGGAUUGGACCCAAGUAAACUUCUCUUAGCCAGGAAGAAGUUUCUGAAGAAGCAGCAGAAGGAGUUAGAAGGGCAAAACAAGAAGACCAAGAAGAAGACGCCCUGCUCUUUGGUAACCAUGAAGUCUCAGACCAUAUCACAGAUAGAGCUUCAGAAUGACUUUGACAUUGGCGACAGCAAUCCUUACCCGCCACCAUCACCCACCAGCUAUGUCAACUUCCACUGUAGUGACAUUGAGCUGGGGGAGCAGCCUCCUGACCCAGACCAACCAAGUUCCUCCCCAGUUACCCUGGACUCUCAACCCAGGCCCUUCCACACCCUCAUCCUGGACCUGGCAGGGGUCUGCUUCAUAGACCUCAUGGGAAUCAAAGUACUCAUCAAGAUGAACUCAAGUUAUGAGAUGCUGGGGAUCAAGCUUUACUUGGCCAAUGUUCAAGCACAGGUGUAUGAGGAGCUGGAGGGGGGAGGGGUGUUUGAGGAGGGCAAUAUCGCCCAAGGUCACCUCUUCCUCUCUGUCCAUGACGCCAUCCUCUGUGCCCAACAGAGGUCAAGAAACACCGAAAACUCAGAAAAGACAGAGAAAGAGAGGAAGGAGCUGGUCCUCAAUAUUCAGGAGGAUGAGGAGAGGGAUCUGGAGCAGGAACUGUUUUGAACAUGGGAUUUUUACUACUGAAUGUAUGGAGAAUGUAUGAAAUGAAUGAAGAUCGAGGAAAAUGUUCAUUUAGGUUGAUAAUAAACAAAACAAAAAAGUGUU
This is a messenger RNA of Salvelinus sp. IW2-2015, 2734 nucleotides long. The record is from RefSeq and is a predicted model, not a curated record. Lineage: Eukaryota; Metazoa; Chordata; Actinopteri; Salmoniformes; Salmonidae.